Messenger RNA from Suillus clintonianus, 3006 nucleotides. RefSeq lists its product as uncharacterized. The transcript is spliced from 12 exons. The coding region runs from base 1 to 3006 and encodes 1001 amino acids. NCBI's taxonomy places the organism in Eukaryota, Fungi, Basidiomycota, Agaricomycetes, Boletales, Suillaceae. The record is from RefSeq and is a predicted model, not a curated record.
AUGCGGGCCAAUGGCAACCUUCGUGCGCACAAUAUACACAACCUUGGCCGCCCUCAACCCACGCUACCAUGCCUAGUGACGGGCUGUAUCCGCCGUUUUUACAACAGGUCAGGGCGCACCACUCAUAUGCAAUCCCAGCAUCCACUGGCAUCUGAAGAACCCGACGUCCCGUCAUCACACCAUUCCUCCUCCGAGUCGAGUUCACGACGUUCCCAGUCAUCCCGACCUGGCACCGGACAUGCUGCAACAAGCUCAGCACGCAUGCAUUCACGCAGCCCAACUCAGACUAGCGCAGGUGACGAACAACUUGAAGCACCUGGGAGUCGCGACGAUCAAAUGGAGUUUGACUUGCCAGAGUCAAAUGGACGUGGAACAUAUCAUCCUAAUAUCAAUGGGAGAAUUUGCGACGAACACGGAGAUGACAUACCACCGAAUACUCCGCCACCUCCGCGUCCAUCAAAUCGUGGACCAGACAACUGGACACCAUAUGCUAAUCGAGUCGAAUUCGAAGUCGCAGACUUCCUCUACCGUCGCAACCAGAUGUCGGGGGGCGAUAUUGACUUUAUAUUCAACCUGUGGGCCGCCUCAUUAGCGGCUCAUGGCGAAACACCGCCCUUCACAAACCACGUUGAGAUGUACAACGUCAUUGAUUCGACGCCUCUAGGUGACGUCGCCUGGCAGAGUUUUAGCUCUGAAUAUAAUGGUGCUCUACCUGAAGGUGACAUUCCGACAUGGAUGACAUCCGAGUAUGAUGUGUGGUUCCGAGAUCCUCGGAUCCUCGUGCACAACAUUCUCUCCAACCCAGACUUCGAAGGCGAAUUCGACUACGCUCCGCUACAGGAGUAUGAUACCAGCAAUGGAGCACAUCGCUUUCAGGACUUUAUGUCCGCCAUUUUUCAUCCUUUUUCCAAUUUUCUCAUCUCUCACAAUUCACAGGAUUUGAUUGCCGAGGAUCCCAAUACAAUUGGAUCUAUGUUCGUUCCAAUAAUCCUUGGCAGCGACAAGACUACUGUCUCCGUCGCUACUGGACACAACCAGUACUGGCCGGUUUAUAUGUCGAUCGGCAACAUCCGCAACAACGAGUCCGCCAAAGACGCACACUUUCGAAAAUUCCGCCGUCAGCUUCUCCACUCAUCGCUGGCGAAGAUGCUGGAAUCCCUCAAACCAGGUAUGACAACAGACGAGGUUGUACACUCCCCCGAUGGUCAUUUUCGACGUGCGGUGUAUGGCCUUGGACCAUAUAUUGCCGAUUAUCCCGAGCAAGCAUUGCUCGCUUGCAUCGUUCAAAACUGGUGCCCAAAAUGUACUGCUCCGGCUGAUGGUCUUGACAAUGGUACCUAUGGUCGGCGUUCCCGCAACCAUACCGAAGUCUUGGUGGAGGAAUUCGAGUUAGGUGUGCUAUGGGACGAAUAUGGACUUGUAGGAGACAUCGUGCCAUUCACUAACUAUUUCCCGCGAGCCGACAUUCACGAACUCCUCUCCCCCGACAUUUUACAUCAGCUGAUAAAGGGUGCGUUCAAGGACCAUAUCGUCACCUGGGUCCACAAAUACAUUAAGGCUCGGUACUCGGAAAACGAGGCGAAUAUAAUAUUAGAUGAUAUUGAUCACCAUAUUGCUCUUGCUCCCUCAUUUGCGGGCCUUCGACGAUUCCCGGAGGGAAGGGGCUUCAAACAGUGGACGGGAGAUGAUUCCAAAGCACUGAUGAAGGUGUAUAUACCCGCGAUUGAAGGCCACGUACCUCCGGAGAUGGUGCUGACUUUGCAAGCAUUAAUUGAUUUUGUGUACAUCACGCGGCGCAAUAUCAUCGACUCCAACAGCCUCAAUGCGUUGGAUGAUGCACUCGAGCGUUUCCACAGGCACCGCGAAAUAUUUGAAACAUCCGGUGUUCGCCCUAAUGGAUUCAACCUCCCUCGACAACACUCGCUUAUCCACUACCACAAAAUGAUCCGAUCGUUUGGCGCACCAAACGGACUCUGUUCUUCCAUCACAGAAUCUAAACAUAUCAAGGCUGUCAAGGAGCCGUGGCGACGGUCCAGUCGGUUCGAAGCCCUCAAUCAGAUGUUACUGACAAAUCAACGUCUAGAUAAGUUAGCGGUGUCUCGUGUUGACUUUGCUAGCCGUGGGAUGCUAACAGGAACAUGUCUAUCAUAUAUCCUUGAUAAACUCGGGCUAAACGCUCCAGUGCACAAUGCAGAAGCCAUUCAAGUCCGGCUCGAGGACGAGCCGAUUGACAUUCCCCAUCUCGGACGCAACAAUCACGUGAAUGCCAACUUGGAGGCUGAUGCAGACCAAGAUGCUGAGCUCGAGGGUGACGCUGUUGCUGGACCGACGGUGAUAGCUCAUGUAGACUUGGCGAAGAAAUCUGCAAAACGGAUCUACGCAGACCUACUCGCAGAUCAAAUUGGUGAACCGGAACUCACCACUCACAUUCAGCGAUUUUUACAUGACCAGCUCCAUUGUUCUGACUCCAACUCAGAAGCCUCCGAGUCUGGCGCUGGCUCGUCCAGUGCCCUUCCCGAACUACAUGAAAAAAUAACUCUGUAUACAUCUGCCAUUGCCACCUUCUUCGCUCCCAGUGAUGUCUCAGGCAUCGGCGGUAUGCGCUACGAGCGAAUUCGUGCUGUGGAUACCUGGAGGAACGGCCCUGGUCGAUAUGACUGUGUUUUCAUUAGUACUGAUCCCACUGUCGAGGUAAGGCUUUUCUUUUCAUUUAAACACAAUGGUGUACAUUACCCUUGUGCAUUUGUGCAUUGGUUCAAACACGUGCACGACUCACCAGAUGAGAACACAGGAAUGUGGGUAGUAGAGCCUGAAACCCGCGAGGAUGGGACACGAUUUGCCUCCGUCAUUCACCUUGACUGCAUUUUUCGUGCGGCACACCUUAUGCCUGUAUUUGGGCAUGAAUUUGUACCUACUUAUCUCUCUUACACACAGACCCUUGAUGCUUUCCGCACUUACUAUGUAAAUAAAUACAUUGACCAUCAGGCAUUUGAGAUUGCCUGGUGA